UAGACGAGCCAUAGAAACCAUCAAGCUGCUCUGGAUAUAAAGCCUGCAAGAAUUCCCUCUGAUCAUUUAUGUUUGUGCCUGCCGUUCACAACUGGAAAAAGUCCACGAGGAAACGACUGGGAUUCACAUAAACUGGUUGUGAAUAGUGGCCGAGAACUGCCAGAACACGGUCCACCGGCGAAGCAGUCUUUACACGCACUUUAGCUGGGUAUUUCGACCCAAAACUCGGGUGAGUGGUAACAGGAAAGACAAAGCAGAAACCGACCAACUGGUACUGAGCCCUUGCAGACCUAAGUCAACGGAGAAGCACCUUGGCUCAUUACUUCGGAAGGAUUAGAGCAUCUCACUCAUGGCUCAACCAAACCCCAACCGUCAGCAGCCACCGCAGUGGAUACACAUUCCUUAUAAGCCGCCUACAACCUCGUCCGGGACGGCUUCAUCUACAACAAGAACCUCUUCAUCAUCCAACCAGAGCGGUUCGGCGAACACAAUAGCCCCUAACCCGCAACCCCAGUACCCACCUGCAUUCACUAGGCGCCCGGAGUUGACGAUUCACCAUUAUCAACCGCCGUCUACAAAGACAACGGAAAGCCGAUAUCCUGUUACUGCACCCUUUCUGGUGCCUAGGAUGCCUCACCCGUGGCCUGCAGCCCUUGCACCGCAGCAGGCGCACCCCGUCGCCGAGUAUCCUGCACGGACCGGUCCUAGACCUUCGAAUGCAACUGGAGAGGGAAAGAAUAGUCAGAGUCGGAGUCAACAUAAAAAUGGUGCACCCCCAAGACGGCCUUAGGGGAUAGAGCAGCGUCUUUGAAAAAGCGAGACAACUAUCAACAACUGGACGGAGCACUAACGGUAUGAAUGGCGAAUAAACGGAGAU
Messenger RNA from Westerdykella ornata, 877 nucleotides. RefSeq lists its product as uncharacterized. The coding region runs from base 350 to 790 and encodes 146 amino acids. The transcript has a single exon. The record is from RefSeq and is a predicted model, not a curated record. Lineage: Eukaryota; Fungi; Ascomycota; Dothideomycetes; Pleosporales; Sporormiaceae.